This is a messenger RNA of Toxorhynchites rutilus septentrionalis, 2458 nucleotides long. RefSeq names its product cytochrome P450 4c3 (gene Cyp4c3). Lineage: Eukaryota; Metazoa; Arthropoda; Insecta; Diptera; Culicidae. The record is from RefSeq and is a predicted model, not a curated record. Gene Ontology annotation, molecular function: iron ion binding; heme binding; monooxygenase activity. Bases 9 to 1589 code for a protein of 526 amino acids. The transcript is spliced from 5 exons.
UCGUGAAAAUGAUUGAAGCCUACGUGAGGAACAGCUUGGUGCUAACGAAGGCUAGCAAAGUGUUGUCAUAUUUUUCGCCAAUCACACUCAUCCUGACGAUGAUGAUACUGGGAGCCGUCUAUGUGUACAACAAGCGAAGAGCUCGUUUGGUUAAAUUGAUCGAGAAAAUUCCCGGACCUGCCAGCCUGCCACUGCUGGGCAAUAGUCUGCACAUCAACGUGGAUCACGACGAAAUAUUCAACCGCAUCAUCGCGAUCCGCAAGCUGUAUGGACGCAGUCAAGGAUUCAGCCGGGCUUGGAACGGACCGAUGCCUUAUGUAAUGAUAUCGGAGGCCCACGCUGCCGAGCCAAUCCUGGGAAGCCCCAAACACAUCGAGAAGAGCCACGACUACGAAUUCCUUAAACCAUGGCUUGGCACCGGUCUGUUGACCAGUCAGGGCAAGAAGUGGCACCCUCGUCGAAAAAUCCUCACACCCGCAUUCCACUUCAAAAUCCUGGACGAUUUCGUAGACAUCUUCCAGGAGCAAAGCGCCGUCCUCGUGAAGCGGCUGGAGAACGAAAUAGGUAACGAUGAAGGCUUCAACUGCUUUCCCUAUGUGACGCUCUGUGCGCUGGACAUCGUUUGUGAAACUGCCAUGGGUAGACUCGUGAACGCCCAGAUGAACUCCGAUUCAGAAUACGUAAAAGCCGUUUAUCAAAUCGGAGGAAUCGUCCAGAGUCGUCAGCAGAAAAUAUGGCUCCAACCGGACUUUAUCUUCAAACGCACCAAAGACUACAAAAAUCAUCAGCGAUGUCUGGCGAUUUUGCACGAGUUCUCCAAUCGAGUGAUUCGCGAGCGCAAGGAGGAAAUUCUGAAACAGAAUCUCUCGAACAACAAUUUUGCUCCCGAGGAGUUCGGUCGGAAGAAACGUCUAGCCUUUCUGGAUCUGCUGAUAGAAGCAUCUCAGGAUGGAACCGUGUUAUCCACCGAGGACAUCCGAGAGGAAGUCGACACGUUCAUGUUCGAAGGUCAUGACACUACAUCGGCGGCGAUUUCAUGGAUACUGCUGCUGCUGGGAGCCGAGCCAUCGAUCCAGGAUCGCAUCGUAGAGGAAAUAGACCUGAUUAUGGGUGGCGAUCGGGAACGAUUUCCAACCAUGGCCGAGCUCAACGAAAUGAAGUACCUGGAGUGCUGCAUCAAAGAAGGGCUGCGACUCUACCCAAGUGUGCCACUAAUUGCCAGGAAACUGGUUGAAGAUGUCCAAAUCGAUGACUACACCAUCCCUGCCGGCACGACAGCGAUGAUCGUGGUCUACCAGUUGCACCGAAACCCCAAGGUCUUCCCCAAUCCGGAUAAAUUCAACCCAGACAACUUUCUGCCGGAAAACUGCAGGGGUCGGCAUCCCUAUGCGUACAUCCCGUUCAGCGCCGGACCACGCAACUGUAUCGGACAGAAGUUUGCCGUGCUUGAGGAAAAGUCAAUCAUCUCGGCUGUGCUGCGGAAGUAUCGCAUCGAGGCGGUAGACCGGCGGGAAAAUCUCACCCUGCUGGGGGAACUGAUUCUGCGACCGAAGGAUGGCUUACGGAUAAAGAUCAGUAGACGAGAUUGAUGAGAUUAUUGAAACAAUUAUCGUUUAGAUGUAUUUUUUUUUGUAAUUGUAAGCUUUUUUGUGUUUAUACCUUAGGUUUAAAUGCGUGCAUAUUCCAAUGAGAUGUGGGUGCGUCAAUUAAUGUAUGAUAAUGAAUGUCUUCUGUAUCGUUAUAAUCGAGAGGACACAGCAGGCAGCAUGAACAGGGAUGUGUAACAAUUUUUGAUGUCACUUAAAAAUCAAACCCCCAACGAAUCCUGUAAUACAACGAGCAAUGCAAUAAAAUUGAAGCGGAGCCAUUCGCUUCGGCUAUUUUUAAACUCUACUUGUUGACUUUUUAUCAUUGAUUGUGUCUCUCACUGAAAUCUUUUUUCCCGAAACAAAAGUACUCGAUAUCGAUUUUCUGCGCCCGAUCAAGAAUCUAUCACUUUUAAAAUCAUCUGAACACUUGAAGCAUCCUAGUUAGUGUUAUCGAGUCGGGCAAAGCUGAGAGAUUUUAUUUGGAAUUUAAACUUCUUCGUUGUUUUGCUCAAUAUUUGGCUACUCGAGCUCCCUUAAAUUCCCAUAUGGUACUCUUUGUGGCUUACAAGAUGUUUUGCUAUUCACGAUCAUUCAUCCACUGUCUUUGGAUUGAAUCGUCUUCUGCUCAAUUCACGCGAAGCCAAGACGGUUAUAGAUUGUUUCUCGUAAUCAAACUGUUUUAGGCCGAAACGAAAACGAAAUAGAAAACUAAUCCGCAAAUAAUUUUCCAUCAGAUAUAUUAUUCUUCUAAGAGAGAUUGCGCUGGGAAAGAUUCAAAAACGAAGAACUUGGGUUCUACAUUUUUGAGCCAAAUUCCAGCGGCAUAAAGGAUGAGUUUUCUUCAUCGCAUCGUGACGGAUGAUGAAAAA